AUGGCUGCCUCGCCCCGCUCCUCCACAGACCUCCUCCGCCCGCUCCUCUCGUCCCCCGCCCGCUCAAACCCCGUCUCCUUGCGCAUAUACAAGGUCCUCGGCGCAAGCUUCGAUGAUCAAUCCACCAAGGAGGCCCUCAACACCCUUUCCGAGCUCUACGCCCCGCCAGACGCCCGCGCGACCUCUUCCAAGUCAAAACAGGUCUCCGCGGACAGCGAUGACGACUUAGACAAUGACGCGCUCGACACCCCGUCCGACUCUCGCCGCCCCGACUUCGACAUCCUCGCGUUCCUCGAUGGCCCGCCACCGGGAGAGACCGCGGCAAAGGCGCGCAAGAACCUCCGCCGCGACGUCGAGAGCAAGCUCGCAGAGGGCAGCCAGAAGUUCCUCCGCGCGUUCGGAGAGGUCGACCAAAAACUCGAUGCCCUGCAAGAGCAUAUAUCGGCCAUGCGCGCGCGCUGCGAUGACGCGCAGGCUCAGCUGCAGACUACCAACGAGGCGUGCAAGACCCUGCUCGAUCGCGCCGGCAGUCUGCGUGAAGAGAGACAGGACGUGAGCCAGAAACAGUCCAUCGUGUCUCUCUUCCUCGAGCGUUUCACACUCACCGACGACGAGAUCGAGGCCCUGACCUCGGGCGAGGUCCCUAUCGGCACGCGGUUCUUCGCCGCUAUGGACAAGGCGCACCGCAUCAGAGACGACUGUCGGGUGCUCAUGUCAGGCGAGGAGCACCCGUCGCAGGCGGGGGUGGACAUCAUGGCGGCCACCUCAGGCUACCUCGAGAAAGCCUUCGACAAGAUCUUCCGCUGGUGCAACUUCGAGUUCCGUAAGAUGGGCCGCGACGCCCAGCUCGACGUCAGCUCGCAGAUGCGCGAGGCCGUCCGCCGUCUGCGCGUGCGCCCCGAGCUGCUCACCGAGGCCUUCGCCACGCUCUCCCAGACGCGCCAGUCCGCGCUCCUCAGCGCCUUCCUCGACGCCCUCACGCGUGGCGGCCCCUCGGGCCUCCCGCGCCCCAUCGAGCUGCACGCGCACGACGCGCUGCGCUACGUGGGCGACAUGCUCGCGUGGGUGCACCAGGCUAUCGCCGCGGAGCGCGAGCUCCUCGAGGGCCUGUUCGGCCUCAAGGGCGACGGGCGCAUGGUCGGCAGCGUGCGCGCGCCCGCGCGGGGCGAGGAGGAGGAGUGGAUCGCGGAGCUGAUGGACAGCGCGGUCGCGAAGCUGUGCGUGCCUCUCAAGUCCCGAGUGUUGCAGACCGUGCGCGCGCAGGAGAGUGGCAUCACGGCGUAUAGGGUCUCGAACCUCCUGCAGUUCUACACCCUCACGAUGGUGCGCACUAUUGGAGAGGAUGCGUUGCUCUCGACAACAUUGAAAGAGAUCACGGACGUGUCCUACAAGGUCUUUUACGACGCCAUCGAGGCUCAGGGCCGCGCCCUGGUCCGCAUAUCGCUCGACCUCGACGACCCAGAGGUGAACCCACCAACCGCGCUGCUCGACCACGCGCAGGUCCUGCGCGAGGUCAUGGCCGUGUACGCGUCCUCGCUGCUCGGCGACGAGAGCGCGGCCGAGAGCGCGGCUGGGUUCGCGCGCAUCCUCGACACCGCGGUCGACCCCGCCGUGCAGAUGUGCACCAACGCGGCGGCGGAGAAGCAGCGCCUGCGUCCGCUGUGGGACCAGGCCGUGUUUGUGCUUAAUUGCUUGACGUAUUUGCUGAAUGUACUGGAGCCCCACGCGUUCACGGUCGAGAAACGCAAGGCGCUGGAAGACAUCGUCGAAGACCGCGUCAAGGAACUCAUCGACGAACAUUACGAAACCCUCCUCGCCGACACCGACCUCAAAGACGCAGUCGCCACCUGCGCCUCCUACCAUCCGCCCGCCGACAUCCUCUCGCACCUCCCCGCAACGCAGCCGCCCGCCCUCGCGCGCGCGCUGCACCGCUUCGCGCAGUGGCUCGAGGGGCUCGACGUCGUGCACGCACCACGCCUCGCUCGCCUCACCGCGCAGCCGCUGCACACGCGCGUGCACCACGCGGCGCUCGCGCGGCUUGGGCGCGCGUAUGCGCGCGUUUGCGAUGAGGUGCGAAGGCCGGAGAAUAGGUACGAGGCGGCGGCGACGCUGUUGGGCGGGGAGCGGCCGUUUGGGCAGGUGCAUUUGCUGUGGCAGAUUUUUGGGCUGCAGGAGGACGCAGACGAGGGCGACGAGGAGGAGUUGGAGGAAGAGCCUGGUUCGGGGUGAUUGGAUAGCUGGUGGCCGGUUUGUGAAAUACCCACGGUGUGCAGUGUAGGUAGGUAGGUAGGUGUAGGCGUCUUCUUAUUCGAAGGUCGGCUAGGAUCGGCGUGCCACUUGUC
Messenger RNA from Heterobasidion irregulare TC 32-1, 2342 nucleotides. RefSeq lists its product as uncharacterized. Gene Ontology annotation, cellular component: COG complex. The record is from RefSeq and is a predicted model, not a curated record. Gene Ontology annotation, biological process: intra-Golgi vesicle-mediated transport. The coding region runs from base 1 to 2229 and encodes 742 amino acids. Lineage: Eukaryota; Fungi; Basidiomycota; Agaricomycetes; Russulales; Bondarzewiaceae. The transcript is spliced from 11 exons.